ACAAAGCAUCUCGGCUUGUCGCUCGGCUCCACCCCAGCCGCAGCUGGAGCUCGACGGAGCCUGAUAUCGCAAGGGGCCAGACUUAGCCGCAGCAGCCCGGCAGCAUUUGGCCACUGACGUCAACCUCAGGAUUAAACCAAAAGACAGAGGGGGAAGGAACCAUGUUCCAGGCCAAGGGACCAGCCAGCGCGACCUCCACUCACGAGGCAAAGAGCAACUCUGGAGGCAGCACGGUGCAGCGUUCCAAGUCGUUCAGCCUGAAAGCCCAGGUGAAGGAGAUGUGCGCGGCCUGCCAAAAACCCGUCUACCCCAUGGAGCGGCUGGUGGCUGAUAAGUUCGUCUUUCAUAACGCCUGCUUCUGCUGCAAGCACUGCCAUGCCAAGCUCAGCCUGGGCAGCUACGCGGCGCUGCACGGCGAGUUCUACUGCAAGCCCCACUUCCAGCAGCUGUUCAAGAGCAAAGGCAACUACGACGAGGGGUUCGGGCGCAAGCAGCACAAGGAGCUGUGGGUGCACAAGGAGGUGGAGAGCGGGACCAAGUCGGCGUGA
Molecule: messenger RNA, 548 nt
Organism: Emys orbicularis (European pond turtle)
Lineage: Eukaryota; Metazoa; Chordata; Testudines; Emydidae
Gene: LIMD2
Product: LIM domain containing 2
Exons: 5
Coding region: 162-548 (128 amino acids)
Biological process (GO): actin filament bundle assembly
Cellular component (GO): plasma membrane; actin cytoskeleton
Molecular function (GO): actin filament binding
Source: RefSeq, a predicted model, not a curated record